Microthlaspi erraticum is the source of this 864-nucleotide messenger RNA. The record is from the annotation of a GenBank genome assembly. NCBI's taxonomy places the organism in Eukaryota, Viridiplantae, Streptophyta, Magnoliopsida, Brassicales, Brassicaceae.
AUGGAGACGGUGGUCGAUAAGGAGAUUCUCAAGUCUGCCGGGGCAGAGCUUCUUCCCGAAGGACGGCGAGGUUUGCGCAUCCAUGGCUGGGAGAUCGAAACCAUCCGUGGCACGAUUCUCACUUCCCUCGCUGUCGAAGAGUGGGAAGAAAAGCUUAAGACUUCUCACUUACCGGAAAUGGUGUUUGGAGAGAAUGCGUUAGUCCUGAAACACUUGAGUAGCAACACUAAGAUUCAUUUCAAUGCAUUUGACGCUUUAGCGGGUUGGAAGCAAGAAGGGCUUCCACCAGUUGAAGUUCCUGCUGCAGAAAAAUGGAAAUUCAGGAGCAAGCCGUCACAGCAGGUGAUAUUAGAUUAUGAUUACACUUUUACAACUCCAUACCGUGGAAGUGAAGCCGUUGAGAAAGACCGAGAGGAGGCUGUGGCAAAAGAGGGGGAAGCUAGUCUUCAGUGGGAGGACUGUGAAGAGCAGAUCGAUUUGGCUGCUCUCUCACUUAAAGAACCUAUUCUCUUCUAUGAUGAGGUCGUUUUGUAUGAAGAUGAACUGGCUGACAAUGGAGUGUCACUUCUUACUGUGAAAGUGAGAGUCAUGCCAAGUUCAUGGUUCCUCCUCUUACGAUUCUGGCUUAGAGUUGAUGGUGUGCUUAUGAGAUUGAGAGAGACGAGAAUGCACUAUGUGUUUGGUAAAGGUGAGACACCCACUGUUCUUCGUGAAAGCUGUUGGAGAGAAGCAACAUUUCAGUCUCUAUCUGCGAAAGGGUAUCCAGUUGAUCUAGCAGUCUAUAGCGAUCCAAGCUCUAUAAGUCAAAGGCUUCCGGUGAUUAAGAAGAUGACACAGAAGUUGAAGAUCCCUCGUAAAGUGUAA